Molecule: messenger RNA, 540 nt
Organism: Manihot esculenta (cassava)
Lineage: Eukaryota; Viridiplantae; Streptophyta; Magnoliopsida; Malpighiales; Euphorbiaceae
Product: signaling peptide TAXIMIN 2
Exons: 2
Coding region: 153-374 (73 amino acids)
Source: RefSeq, a predicted model, not a curated record
CGGGGUCGCAAACUCCCGCUAGAUAGAUGGAAUCUGCAAGGUAGCGUAGGGUACCCAAAGGUCACUGUAUAUAAAUUUCUUUCUUUAUUUCCUCUCUUGCAAGAAUCAUAUAUUUGAAACGGAGAAGAAAGAUCAGAAAGAGUUUGUAAGAAAUGGGAGAUUGCAGGCCAUUAGGAUUCUUGCUAGGCCUGCCAUUUGCUUUGGUUGCUCUGAUUCUAUCUCUUGUUGGUGCUGUCAUCUGGAUCAUUGGGACUGUCUUGAGUUGCUUGUGCCCAUGUUGUGUAUGUUGUGCUGGUCUGGCAAAUUUUGCAGUGGAUAUUAUAAAACUUCCCUUCAAAAUAAUCAAGUGGUUCACUGAUCAGAUUCCUUGUUAAUGUGUUGAUUUAUUAUUUGAUUUUUUUUUUCUGAUAUUCUAAAAUUCCAUGGCUUUACCCAUUUCUGCGUUUUGUUUGUCUCUUUCUUUCUUUCUUUCUUUCUUUCUUUCUUUUCCGUUUUGUGCCUAUUUCUCCUAGUUGUAUUGAUUGAUCUAAUCUGUAAUUU